CUAGUGCGAUUUUUUCAUUAUUUUCUCCCUUUUUAUCCUCUCUUGGUUUCUAUUCUCCAUUUUUGUCAUGGCACCUUCGUUCGUUCUUUUCGGUGGUUCCGAUAAGAAAAUCUCAUUAGAGCAGCAGACUCACCAGUGCCCUCGUUGUGGCGACCCAACAUCCGUCAAAUUGACUCGAACUGAAACGCAAAUGGUUGUCUUGGGAAAGACAAUUGGAAAACCAGGGAAUAUGCGAGUACGGUACGAGUGUCAAAAGUGCAAGUGGAAGAACGACAAGCUCCCUGAAGGCAAGCGAGGCUCAUCGGAAGGCAACUCCAAGUCUUUGGCCGAGACCGAACAAGGCACUUACUUUUAUGACACCAAUGGAGAGUGCGAAUAUCUCCCUCCAGAAAAAGCUUUUUAAACAACGUCCUUACUGUCAUAAUACCAAUCAUCUUUAGCUAAUCACAAUUCCUCAUACUCAUAACGAGCAAAGUGUAAAUAUAAAUAAUUAGACGCUCAAAAAUGCUUUAUCAUGGAGAAGAGUAUCGUAACAAAUAUGAGUCUGCAGUAUCUACAAAAGAAGCUUGUAUCAAAAGGAAAUAACGAUGUACUUUAGAAGAAGCGUG
Umbelopsis ramanniana AG is the source of this 608-nucleotide messenger RNA. RefSeq lists its product as uncharacterized. The record is from RefSeq and is a predicted model, not a curated record. NCBI's taxonomy places the organism in Eukaryota, Fungi, Mucoromycota, Umbelopsidomycetes, Umbelopsidales, Umbelopsidaceae. The transcript is spliced from 2 exons. Bases 68 to 403 code for a protein of 111 amino acids.